Messenger RNA from Chelonus insularis, 1495 nucleotides. RefSeq lists its product as uncharacterized. Gene Ontology annotation, molecular function: DNA helicase activity. NCBI's taxonomy places the organism in Eukaryota, Metazoa, Arthropoda, Insecta, Hymenoptera, Braconidae. The record is from RefSeq and is a predicted model, not a curated record. Gene Ontology annotation, biological process: telomere maintenance; DNA repair.
CGCUCCGUUUAUGCCAGUUAAGAAAACCAUGAUUUUGACGCCUAUGCCAGAUACAGAAAAUGGUUUCCAACGGUACAAGGCUAAAUAUAAUUUAAUCCAAAAAAACUUGGAAAAAUACGAAUACAAUGGUUUUCAAUCGUUCUACGAUGAAAAUAAUAUUGCUUCAGAUGACGAAUAUGUCAACAUUAUUCGAGCAGGAAUUAAUAGACCACGAGUUUUUCCAAAACGUAAACCAUGUGAAAAGUGGAAUAAUCCAUUUAAUCCCUUCAUAUUCAACGUUGUUAGAUCCAACACUGAUUUCCAAUUUAUAACUGAAGAAUAUUCUUGUGCAGCUUACGUGGUCGAAUAUGUUAACAAAACUAAUAGAGGUGUUAGCAAUUUACAAAGAAAAAUAAUUGAAAUAAUGGAUGAACAUCCUGAGUUUAAUUUAUUUGACAUUACUAAAAAUAUUAGCAUUAAUCUUUUGAACCACACUGAGAUGACGAGUCAAGAGGCUGCAUGGUACUUAUUGAGAGAACCAAUGUCAAAAAGUUCAACUGUUAUUGUCUAUAUACCAACCAUUUGGCCAGUCGAAAGGCAUAGAAUAAAGAAGACAAUGAAAGAAUUAAGUGAACUAGAAGAUGAUUCAACCGACAUAUGGAAGGAAAAUUAUUUCGACAAGUAUGAAAAGAGACCUGGAUUUAGCAGGUAUUCUCUUGCUCAGUUUGUUGCUAAAUAUUAUAAAAAUAACAAGGGUGACUAUGUACUCAGGGAAGAACCAAAAGUUAUACGAUAUCGCAAUUAUGAUAUGGGUACAGACUACAAUGAGUAUCGGAGAGAAAUGGUUACUUUGCACCUUCCAUUCCGUCAUGAAGAAUCGGAAAUUCUUGCAGAAUCGCGAUAUCUUCAGUUAUACGAAGAAAAUGAGGCACUUAUUCUAGAUCGAAGAAAAGAGCUCGAAUCAAAUCUUGACAUCGAAAAAACAUUGGAAAUCUGCAGGGAGUUAUGUCGUGAAAAUGUUUCCGAUGAUGAUGAGGAGAUAAACGACGUAGUUGAUUUAAAUGAUGAUUUACGCCUUGCGUUGUUUGAUAAGCUUGGAUCAAUUGCUAAAAAGAAAGAUAAUAUCUUACCUUAUCCAGAAUUUUAUGGGCUAUGCGCAAAGCAAACGAGGGAACAGCGAGAAAUUUUGUUUCACACUAUGCAUCAUUUAAUAUCAAACAACGAGCCAAUGCAACAACCAUUGUUGAUAUAUUUGACUGGGCCAGCUGGUAGUGGUAAAACGUUUGCUAUUGCCACUCACAUCGAAAAAGCUCAUCAAUACAGAGCGCUAUUUGAGUUCAUUAAGGUUAUUAUCAUUGACGAAGUAAGCAUGGUUUCAGCAGAAUUAUUAGAACAAAUUAAUGAACGUUUGAAGCAAAUCACUGGCUUGUUCACAAAAGCUUUUGGUGGAUUGGACGUGAUCCUUAUCGGAGAUUUGCGCCAAUUACCUCCUGUAAAAGCUACCACCGAUCUUUAA